Molecule: messenger RNA, 3740 nt
Organism: Pelobates cultripes (western spadefoot toad)
Lineage: Eukaryota; Metazoa; Chordata; Amphibia; Anura; Pelobatidae
Source: the annotation of a GenBank genome assembly
UGUGGAUCGGAUAUCCGGCGUCGCCAUUUUGUUUUUCUCCAUUUCUUUCAAGGGUAAGGAAGGAAGUCAGAAAUAUGUUUCCUCUGGCAAGAUCCGCGCUGUCUCUGGCAGGUAAGGCCGCCUUGACCCUGCAUGCAGAGCAGGGAGAUCUAUAAACAAGCCUGGCUGGCAGGGGAGGCCAUGGCAGUGGGGGGGAGGUCUGACCUCUCAUUGAGUUAUCUGGGUAACCUGCAUAAUGGUCCUAAUCUCAUUAACUGUGUGAGUGCCAUGCAGCCAGUGUGUGAAUGCCAUUAGAUGUUUGAGACCAACAAAUUACUUGGGCACCUUUUCUCUGGUAAGUCAAACCUGCUCUUCCAAUACUAAACUGAGAGCUGCUAAUAGAAGUGUAAUUCUGCAUUCUGGCGCACGGGCAAUGGGUCAUUUUGCAUUCUGGCGCACAGGCAAUGGGUCAUUCUGCCUUCUGGCGCACGGGCAAUGGGUCAUUCUGCCUUCUGGCGCACAGGCAAUGUCAUUUUAUGUCAAUUCGAACACCUCUAGAUUGGUAGCUAUUCCCCUCCCUAUUUUAGAGCUGUUUUAGUUUAGGCUUGUCAUGAAAUGUUUUGUGGAUCAAUAUGUUUGCAAAAUACUGAUCUACAGCUAAAAAUAUUCUGAAAUCUUGUCAUUCGGUUAACAUUAUGGCUAGUCCUGAAGGGCAUCACCUUAGACAAGCUGCACACUAUGCUAGUAGGUCACCUCUUUGCAUUAAAUCAAAACAAAUAUUCCUGGCAGGAACAGACUUUUUUUUUUGUGUGUGUGUAUGAAUGUAUACACAAAUAAUUCUGCACAAUAAUUUUGAGAAAUCAAGAUUCCCAAAAUUUCUAGAUCUUCAGACAAUCAUAAUUGCUUUGACAAACAUUUGCAAUUCCAACAAAGUCAAGAGAUGGUACAAGACCAUUACUUUGUCUUAUGGUAUAACCUAAGGUUGACACAACUUGACAGCGACACCAUGAGAAUCAGGGUUCUUCUCAUGGAUAGUGAGACUUGGUCUAUAUAGAAUCUUACAGGAUGCUCUGUAUAAACCAGUGUUGUGCUUUCAUGCAUGCAUAGUUGUACAGCAGAUAGCUUCAUGGGUAAAAGUGUAUUUUAUUUGCCGUUUCGUUCAGGUGUGGAUUAAAUGGCAAAAUAACUAACUCCAAAUAAUAAAAUACGCUAAAAUACACUUUUACCCCCACAUUCUAGGUAAGACAAAUACUAUGAUUGUUAUUUUGCUAAAAUACACCUUACCCUUCAUGGUAAGUAUUUUUAACCUCUGCUGCAGCCUUCACACAAAGGAGGAUGUCACUUUGGCGGUCUUUGCCAAGUAUGCCCUGUUCAUUCCUAACAGUUGUGUUGCAAGGCAAAGUAUACAAUGGCAAGUAGCUUUCACGUCCGAAUAGUUGAGUACUCAGGAUUUUCAGCCUUUAUCCAAUGACAUUUUUAGUAAACAAGAUACAAAGAUGGUAAAAUUUAUGUUUACUGAUUUAUGAGCUGUUAUCCUUUAUUAGAAUGAACUUGCUUGUGAAGGUUAUAUAAUGCUUGUGUAUCUUUCUGUUCCCAGCUCGUGGUGUUCAGCGGUCUGUCUCUAGACAGGCUCAUCAUAAAGCGGGUCCUAACUUCCAUGACAAAUAUGGAAACAUCAUCCUGCUAUCGGGGGCUGUUUUCUGUGUCUCAAUUUGGAGCUAUGUGAGUAUUUUAAGAAUUUAUUUAACUAAACCUUUUCACAUGUAACACAUCUCUAUACAUUUGAAAGGGCUCUACAGCAGCACCCUGUAGUGGUAAUGAGUUCAGGAAUCCACAAUAAGGAGAUAUGUAGUUUUUCAAUAGUCUAUUUUCUUAAAUACUCAGGUGUCAACUUUCCUUCUAUUUUUCUUAAGUUUGCUGGGAGUUUCAUUAAAAAAAUGACACUUUUAAACCAAAAAAUAGUACUUGGACUCCUGACACCAAAACCGCAAUAGCGGGUUCUUUUUGCCCUGGUAACCUUGUCUCUGCUGCUUUGUUUUUCUCAGCAAACUCCGAUAUAGCAUUUACUGGGGUGAAGGAAAGCUCUCCUUAGAAGCAGAAACAAGUUGUUUUAAAGAUGGCUUUUACAAUAGAUGUGUGCAGGUUUAUUAAUAAAUGGUUUAUAAAAAUGUGACUUCUAUUAAACAAUCUUGCAUGGAAAACGUGCAGCUAACACCUAAACAACGCAAGAUGUGGUGUCCCUUUUAAUGUAAAAUGAUUAAAAGUUCUUGUGUACGAACUGGGGUAUUCAAUAAAGGGACACUAUAGUCAAAUCAGUUUUGACGUGUAUAGAUCAUGCCCGAGCAGUCUCGCUGCUCAAUUCUCUGCCAUUUAUGAUUUUGAUCACUUUGUUUAUGCAGACCUAGUCACACCUCCCUGCCAGUGACUUCACAGCCUUCCUAAACUGUGAAGAGAUCUAAUUUAUUAUAUCCUGCUCUGUUUUUAGCCUCCUAUACCGUGCAGGUGCCUUAUGUGUGGGAAAAGUUUACUUUACAGAGCAUGAGAUAAAAACUUCUAAUGCAGUUAUCAUCUGAUUGAAGUUAAACUUUUUUUAAUUUUUUUUUUUUUUAAGCAGAAUGUUUGUCACAGCCAGGGAAGGUAUGGUUAGGGCUGCAUAAACAGAAACAAGUGAUUUAACUCCUAAAUUGCAGAGAAUUGAGCAGUGAGACUACAGGAGCAUGCUCUACACACCAAACUGCUUCAUUAAGCUAAAGUACUUUUUUGAACAGUGUCCUUUUUAAAGCGAGAGUACAAAGUAAAGUUAAAACUAGCUAAACUGUAAACCCUUCUCAGCUAUUCUUCCAUUUUGCCUUCUUUGGCCUUCAAUUAAAUAUUCACUUUGAAUUCUAAUUUUAGUGAAUAACCCUGUGAGGUUUUACUAUAAACUAAUCCCCGGCUUCUGUCUUCUCUGAUGUUUGAGUUUGUGCUGAUCUUGAUGUGUCCGGGGGGAGGCACAGAUACACUUUCAUAUAUAUUCAAGUUCUCUUGUUGAAACCCUUGUGCCAGCUAUUAAGUGCAGUGUGCUGUGAUAACUUAGUUCUUAAAAGUACUCUAUGAUCCAUGUGGCAUUAAUCUGAGUAUUAGUUUGCCAUGGUGCUGGUGAGAGGCUGUGAGCAUCAGCUUAUCAGCCACCAAGACAACUUUCUUGAUCACUGCAACAACUGGAGUAGGUCUGUUGGCAGGUGUUGGGGGCAACUGAAUGGUUACCCCAUUUAAAAAUGGUUUAACCCUGUAAAGUAAAACAGCGCCCAGUGACUUGAGCCAUAACUGCGUCAUUAAAAUAGUUAUGGGAUGAUAGUAUUUCAUUCAUACUAGUAAAUACAGUCAAGGAAAUAGCUAUGUUAAAUUCAUCAUGCUAUUGGAGCAAGAUGUCAAGAUUUCUAAUUUUUCAUGUCUUCCACUAGGGGGCAAUAACAUGCAAUAAACUGUGUAAUUUAGGUCUUGGAAAUUGUUUACAUAUUAGUCAUGUUCAAUAGAAGUUCAGUUUUAAACACCUUGCAUUACUGCUUUAUUUUCAGGUGGUCACACAGACUGGAAUCACUUGGAAUCUGUCUCCGGUUGGCAGAAUUACACCAAAGGAAUAUAAGGACCAAUAGAUUUGAUGUGGCUUUGUUGGACUUCCUUUAAGAUGCUUAUACUGUGUACAUAAACACGUUGUCUGCAAACUCUAUAACUCCGCAUAGGAGCUUUCAGUUGUAAUAAAUCCAGUCUCUAACUCUUAA